Molecule: messenger RNA, 415 nt
Organism: Daldinia vernicosa
Lineage: Eukaryota; Fungi; Ascomycota; Sordariomycetes; Xylariales; Hypoxylaceae
Exons: 1
Coding region: 154-369 (71 amino acids)
Source: RefSeq, a predicted model, not a curated record
GCCCAUCCUCGCGGCACGUAACCACCCUCCACCCCCUUCCUCCCCGCUCUCCCGUGUGACGGCAGGCCUGGCCUGGAUCUUUCCGAACCGCCGCGCUAUAUUACCUACCUACCUACUUACCUACCUACCUACCUAAGGUACCUAACCUUAUAUAUGCCGCGCUUUUUCGCCAGACCGCUAUGUAUUGUACGUCUAAACAUCUUUCUGCUAAAGCCACUAUCCGGCCCCGGACAAGGAGCAUCCCUGGCCCGGGCCGCAAACAGGACGUCGUCUAAUUCAACUGCUUACCUAGGUCUAUAUCGCAAUCCGAGGAGAACGGGCCGUAAACGCCAAGUUAGUCUUAUUGAGACGUAUUUACCUAGUAGGUAGCGACUACUACUUUUAGUAUACUUCCGCUUGCAUUGUAUGUACUUUU